Scylla paramamosain (green mud crab) is the source of this 2687-nucleotide messenger RNA. It is a transcript of the gene Dbx, whose product is annotated as homeobox protein DBX1-A-like. The record is from RefSeq and is a predicted model, not a curated record. Lineage: Eukaryota; Metazoa; Arthropoda; Malacostraca; Decapoda; Portunidae. The coding region runs from base 537 to 1910 and encodes 457 amino acids. Gene Ontology annotation, biological process: regulation of transcription by RNA polymerase II. Gene Ontology annotation, molecular function: DNA binding; DNA-binding transcription factor activity, RNA polymerase II-specific. The transcript is spliced from 4 exons.
CAGCCGGUCGCAAUAUUCAUCGGGGAAUGAGGGUGCUCCCAUCCGGGCUGAUCCUCCGCUGAAGAAUCAAUCGGUUAGCCGGGCGGCCGAUGGGUCUUUAAUCCCGCCGGCGACGACAUCAUGGGAUCCACAUCAGAAUCAUUCCGACAAGAUCACCAUCAUACACGCCGGCAAUGAAUACAUCCCCGCCGCCCAUUGGUCCACCUGAUCAAUGUGGCAACAAACGCCCCGCCAAUGGCAGGGAGCUGGAGGCGGGCCGAGGCGGGCCAUUGGCCAGGGCGGAGCGGGAGGCGUGGCCAGCAAUGAUGGGAACGCUCAUACAAUAGAGUCUAACGAGGAUUACACGAAACAUAUCACAUGUAGGGUUUAUUUGCCUCAUCUGGAAGUGAGGAGAUGAGUGGAGGGUGAGCUCUCGCGGUGAGCAGAGUGCGCGGCGCCGGCAUGGCCCCGCCCGCCCCCUAGACCCUCUCGCCGCGUCCAGCUGACUCUUGUGCCUCUUGUGGAAACCUAAUUGUUGUUGAGAUAACGUGUGGCAGAUGCUGCCCAGCGUGGGCCCCGCGGGGGUGUUGGGCGGGGGCCUGCGCCCCCUGGGGCAUUCAGGCUUGCCCGCACACAACCUACUUGGGUCACUGGCGCCCUUUCCGCUGCCCUUUUCUUCGGCGUCCUCGGUAGUGGGCGGCGUGGCGGCGCCCUUCGUGAUGGAGUCAGUCAUGCGGGACAGAACGUUGGCACGACCCGUGGCCACCAAGCCGCCGCCCCUGCUGCUGCCCGACGACCCGCGCCACGACCAGUACUACCACAAGGAUGACGCCGCCGCUCACUACCUGGGCCUGCUAGCUAGACCCGCGGGGCCGGACCGACUCACGCCGCCCGCCCCGCUGCCCUCGCCGCCCCGCUCCAGGGAGGAUGAUGGCGGGGCGGGCCUCGGAGGAUGCGGCUGUGAGGGCGAGGGCGGCCACAGCCCAGGACCAGACACCCCGACCAGUAAACCACACCUCAAGUUCUCCGUCACGGCAAUCCUCGGCCACGACACCCACAGCCCCUCGCGGCCAGACCCGCUGCACAAUGACCACCUCGACUCAGAGAGCGUAAGCAGCAUAGGAGAGCGAGCUGCUGCGGUUCUGCCUCAGCUGGCCCGGCCCCGACCCAUCCUGCAUUCACCACUCCAGCCUCUUAUGUCCUGCCGGCCUCCCUACCUGAGCGUGUAUGGUAACGUGGGUGCCAUGGCUGGGGUGCCCCUGCCAAGCACCUUCCCGUGGGCGGCGAUGGGAGUGGGCGUACGAGGCAAGCCGCGGCGGGGGAUGCUGCGGCGGGCGGUGUUCAGUGACUUUCAGCGCAAGGGGUUGGAGGAUCGCUUCCAGAUGCAGAAGUACAUCAGCAAGCCAGACCGCAAAAAGCUGGCUGAGAAACUGGGCCUCAAGGAUUCACAGGUAAAGAUUUGGUUCCAGAAUCGCCGGAUGAAGUGGAGGAACUCCAAGGAGCGGGAGCUGCUGGCGGCGGGCGGCACACGCGAGCAGACGCUGCCCACCAAGAACAACCCCAACCCAGACCUGUCUGACGUGGGCGAGGAGCAGCGACCCCCGACCUCCGUGGGACCCUCGCCCUCCGCCAAGGACGAUCUCGCCCUGCAGAGCGGGGACGGGCCCCAGGACUACCAGGGGCGGAGCGAGGACGAGUCUGGCUAUCUUGGCCAGCAGGGCCGCCCCGACAACUUUGGUCCCCCGCUGGGGGCGUCGCUCCCGGCUAAGAUCCAAAUCAAGGACCUCACGGCACUCUCUAGCUUCGGGAAGUCGGCGGCCGCGAGCUUCCCCUUCCCUUACCAGGACGCCGACGCCGACUACUCUGACGAGGAUAUCAACGUGACCGACGAGAUGGGCGCCUCCAACAACGAGGACAGCGAAAACGACUAGUGGCGCGCCCUCCUCCAGCAGAAGGUUCCUCGCAGCUCCUGGGGUCUCGAGGAGGCCUGAAGUGGCUUCCGAGGUCAUGUCACUGUUUUCCCCCAGUAGGGUCACCAUGACCCAUAAAACUUUACCAGUGUCAAACCCGUGGUGGUCGUUGCCUUGACGCAGCGGGUCAGGUCCUUCCGAAGCUGCGGCGUCGGGGGUCACGCGGGCUUGUCUCCCCUUGGUGUCGCCGACUGGCAGUCUGGGCGGCGGCACUGCAGGCACGACCAACGCAGCAGCCCGCCACCGCCGCCCUCCACGCCCGUCGCCUCGCGCUCCUCGCCUCGCGGCACGAGCCACGCGUCCAUCGGCCCUCAACAAAUCCUUCGCGGCCUGGCGGGGUUCAGGGGGACGACAAAAUAAUGAAGGUGUAAAUUUCCUACCCUGCUCCUCCGCCCCCUCCCACCCCUCCACGCGAGGCGCCCCGGCACACUGGGAAGGAGCGUAUGUGUACCUGUACUUCUGACCUGACCAGCUGCUCGGCCUCGACCGCCACCACCUGCGUGUGUAUUAUUCUACUGAUAAUAUUGUGAUAUACGAUCAUAUGUUAUCUUUCUACGCUUACUGUCUCCUACUUCUCCGUAAUAGCAAUCCUGAUUUUGUAAAUAUAAGUUUAUGCCUUGGUGCGCUGGGUCGCUGGCGAGAGAGAGAGAGAGAGAGAGAGAGAGAGAGAGAGAGAGAGAGAGAGAGAGAGAGAGAGAGAGAGAGAGAGAGAGAGAGAGAGAGAGAGAGAGAGAGAGA